GGUGGAAUGUUUUUCUCGUGCCCAAAUCCAAUCAGCUGGUCGACUGUCCAGGGUGCCCUUGCAACGAUUGGUCAAAGCGAUCAGGAGGGUGGGGUGAGAUGUCUAAGUAGGCGGGAUUUGCAUCGUUCAGGACAGCCCCCGUCCCAAGUCUGCCAUACCCCUUUUGAUUGUUUUGAGCGUGCUGCACGAAAGACUGUGAACAAGUGUGGAUGGAGCGAGAUAUCUCUCCCUUCCUUUUCUUUGGUUUGCAGAGUUAGAUGUGACUUUAUUCGUGUACACCAGCUCUCAGACUUCGUCUGCAUCCAGAGCAAGCACCAGGACGGGGAGACGAAGCAGGCAGCAGUGAUAUUUGUGCAGGACAUCUCGUGCGAAAGAGACCCAGACGACAGCCACCAUGUGUGACUGUUUUCACCUGGCGUUUCCCAACUGGCAUGCGUCAGCCACUGGCAAUGGGCACAGGCUCAGGGGUCCAGAGCAAGAAACAGAAGAAGAUUUGGUAUGUGAGGAGCCUGAAGUUUUAGAGGAGGAAAGACCUCGACCUCAGGGUUCCUCUCCUGUCGAGGAAUUUCCAACCACAGAGAAAUAUGUCAAACAGGCUGAGGGUGACUUCUAUGACUCGCCCACUAAGAGCUCCAAAAAAGGCAAGAAGAGUUUCGGGUCAAUGUUUGACAAGCGUUCCUCUGGCAAGAUGAAUAAAAACGAAGAAUCAGAAAUGAUAGUGAAGACAGUAAAGGGAGGCUGUGCUGAAGGUCUGGUUGUAAGUGGAGGGGGAAAGGAUGGUAUCUUUAUCAAGGAAGUAAAAAAAGAGUCACCCGCCUCAAAGCAUUUAAGUGUGAAAGAAGGUGAUCAAAUACUUAGUGCUACAGUAUACUUCGAUAAUGUAUCAUAUGAAGAUGCCCUCCAGAUUCUUGAGCAUGCUCAACCAUAUAAAGUGGAGUUUUGUCUAAAACGCAAACCGGCUCCAACAAGAACCCAAGAAGAUGCAGAGACAACGAGGCCGGGUGUAACCAUUGGUGAGGAGGCUGGGGAAGAAGACGAUGCAGGACCAGAAAUGAGAGGUCGGAGAAAGUCAAAAAAGCAACACGAUCGAAUUUCUUGGCCCAAAUUCCCUUCCUUUACCAAGGGACAAGGGGCGAAAUUCAAGAGAUCUCACAGCACCUCUGAAGCCGAGGAACAGAGGAAAUUAGAGAUGAGCCCUACGACGAGUGACACAGAGUCACCUCUUAAGUCUCCGUUAAAAUCUCUAGAUGAUAAAGACAAGAAAAAGAUGCACAAAAAGAAGCUUAAGAUGAGGAUGACAGGUCGCAGAAGCAAGUCUGUUGAAGAGACUCCCGAAAAUGCAGAAGAGACAGACGACGUGGAGGUUUUGAAUAACCAAAAUAUUAUGAAUAUAGAUGAAGAGCACAGCUUUCACGAGUCGGUGACUAAUUUGGUAGAGAUUCCAAAUAUGUUAGAUGAAGCUGAUAAGACUGAGUCUAUCAAAACAAGAAAUGAAUUUACGUACCCAACUUUGCCAGUGACAGAGUCACUGCAUAAGGCUGAGCUCAUCACCUUGGACAAUACAUUAAAGACUACAGAUAUCACAGCUGCUUUUGGGGAAGAAAGGAGGGAAAUAUCUGAAUUAAAGGUUAGUAUACAAGGCAAGGACAAAUCUGAAAUAGGAACAGACACCCAAUUGAAAUCUUUCUCAAGUGGGAUGGGAACUUCAGAUCCAUCAACAAUGAUCAGUGUCGUGGCCAGUCCCAACCUACUAUCGCAAGAUGAGGUAGUGGGGCAUCAAGUGGAUUCUGAUAUUAAGCUAGAAAACAAAGAGAUUUUCGAGAAGACCCAUGAGCUAGAAGAAACCGACAUGAACGUGCCUAAAACUGAUGUAGACAAAUCCCCGAUGACUGGCAGUGAUAAGGGAAAGAAAGAAAGAAACAUUCUUGAAACAGAAAUUUAUGGGAUUCGAACCAGAGGUCCACUGGCAGACAUAGCCAUAUCAAGUCAUUUCGCACCAAAUAGAUUUGACUUUACAUCAUCAGACCCUUUCGCUUUUGAGAUUAAAAGAGUCACUGACCCUCAGAAGCAAAGCACUUCAAGACCGGUUAUAUCCCAGCCAAAACCAAAUGCUCUGGAGUCACAAAGAGCAAAUACUGAUGCCAUUCUAGGUGAUCUUGGUAAAACAUCAAAGUUUGAACUGCCUAAGGUGGAUAUGUCUAAAUUUGAACACCAAGAAACAAUAACUAUUAAACAGAGAGACCCAACCAAAGCCCCUGUCCUAAACAGAGAGGAAAUAGAGAUUCCUGGAAGAGAGGACAAAAGGUCAAAAGACAAUUAUCAAUCUCCAAAAAUUAAAGAAACAAAAGUUGAGAAGAUAAUAAAAAUAUCUAAAGCAGGUCAUACUAAGAGGGUCCCUGAAGAGUUUAAUGUUGAUGAUGUAAAGGAAGCAGUAUCAAAAUUUCCAUCAUUUAAAUUACCUGAGAGAGACAUUACAGGGGUCCUUGUACAGAGAGAAGUCGCAAUGAUGGAAAUGAAGACUGGCUUGACACCUAAAGGAUCCCCUUGUAAAAUCUCAAGCAUUAGCACUGAAAUAGCAUAUGUAAGCCCUGGAAAGCCUGAAACGGUUAAAGAAGUAAAACAGACACCUUCUUCUAUUGUUACAAAAGAUGAAGUAAACAUAUUACCACAACCUGAACUCUAUCUGCAUGAUGAAACAGAUAUAAAUGAGAACAAAACAGGCCGAUCAAAAAAAGCCCAACAAUCCAAAACUGGCAAAAUGUUAUCAAGGGAUGGUAAAAUAAGUACUUCCCCUGAUGUUAAAGUUAAACUUCCAAAGCGUGAAGACAUUGAAAUACCAGGAAUGGAAGCAAAUGAGCAAAAAAUCAAAACAGAAGUAGGCACACAAGACGAAGCUGUGAAAGACUAUACAGAUGUAACUGAAAAGUCAAUUAUCAAACCACUCAGAAAAGGACAUGAAAAGAAAUCUAAGAAAGCAAAAGUGUCCAUGCCAAGUUUCGAAAUCGCGAAACCUGACAUUCGUAUCCCAGAUAUUAGAAUAGAGUUACCAAAAAAGGCCACCUCAUCUAAAAGUGACGACAUGAAGGAGAAGAUGCACCUUGAUGAAACAAAACAAAUGAUAGAGAGUGAUCAAAUGCAACAUUGUGAAGCUAGCACAGCUACUGUUACUAAAGUCCCAACCCAAGACAUAACUCAAGAUCUUAGGGCAUCUGAUAAUAAAGACGUGAAGAUUACUGAGCCAUCUCUGGCCAAGGCAGAAAUCACAGGUAAAGACACAAACAAAGACUGGGGUAAGAUAAAGAUGCCAAGUAUAGAUCUUUCUCUUCCAAAAGUAAAACUCACACUGACAGAGGGAAAGUCAAAGCAUAAGGAUACUGGACCCACAAAGCCUGAAACUGAUGCUAGUGUUGAGUUUAGCAAAGACCAAAAAUCCAGCGAGUCAGCAGCGCUCACUAAAGAAAGUGUUGAGGAUGUUGACACGAAGGUUGAGGAUGUAGAAGAUGUACAAGACGGGACAGGAUUGAUUGAGAUUGAUGGAAAAACUGAGGUGGAGCCGAAAGCAGAAAUGAAAGAAUCAGAGGUUAAAAUAAAGAAAAGAAAAAUUUCUUUUCCCAAGUUUGGAUUUUCGAAAUCAGAUAGUAAAGUGUCCGAUGCUGAAAAAUCUCACCCAACAGCAGAAGGCUCAUUAAAAGAGGGAGAUGCCGAUGUAACAGAAACAGAUGUUGAAAAUAAGACCAAGGAGGUAGAGGCUGAUAUAAAGGAUUCAACAGAUUCUCCAUCAAGAUUUAGACUCCCAACAAUUAAAUUUCCAAAAUUUGGGGUUUCAUUUUCAAAGACAUCCGAUGGUCAGACUAAUAUUCAAAUGCCUGAUGCCAGCACAGAGGAAACAACAGCACUACCUGACAUAAAAAGCCCAGAGAUUAUUAUUAGUGUUUCUAAACCGGAAUUGUCUUUGCCAGAAGGAAAAACAGAAAUAACAGAUAUUACCAUUCCAAAAGUAGAUGUUGAUUCAGAACAGAAAAAAGAAAUUAAAAUAUCUUCAGAACUUUCCCUUUCUAAACCAGAGGUUGGUCUGACUGACCAUGAGAUUGAUGGGGAGGUUAUAACUGUUGAAUUAUCAAAACCAGACAUCAAAGCUGUGGCAACUGAUGUCAGUCUUCCACAAGGUGAUUUCUCCAUUCAAGAAGGCAAAAUGGAAAUUAAAGAGCCCAAUGUGAGUUUCACUGUUUCAGAGGAUGAGGCUGAACAAAAAGAUCUAACAGUUGGCAGCACACAAAUAAAGUUUAAACUCCCCUCUAUCAACUUACCAAAGUUUGGAGGUAAAACAUCCAAGGUAGUAAAAGAUAUGCCAAUGAUAGAUAUAGAUGCUGAAGAACCUGACGUAAGACUUCCAGAGGCAGAAAUAAGCAUGGAACUAAAAGAUGAUGCACCACUGGGUGAAAUUAAGGAACCACGUGUGACCACAGAAGGUCACGAUGAAGGUCACAGUGUGGACAUGAAAGCUGAAGAUGUAAAGCCUAAAAAACAAGAGGGUACAUUUAAACUGCCAAAAAUUGGGUUUUCAAAGUCAGAUGUUCCGGCUUCCGAAGCUGUUUUGAGUCUUCCAAAAAUUGAUGCCUCCAAACCAGCAGAUAGCACUGAUUAUGAAGAAUCAAUCAAAGAGACAAAAGAGUCUAAUGCUGAGUCUGAACAAGAUGAAGAAAAACUCAAAGGAUCUCCGACAAAAUUUAAACUUCCGACAAUUAAGUUUCCAAAAGUUGGUGUCUCUUUAACAAAGACAGCAGCUGCUGACCAUGACAAUCAAAUUCCUGGAGUCACCAAAGAUAAACCUACCAUGGAAAUUAAAUUGCCUGAGGCUGAGUUGGCUGGAGAUUUGCCAUCAUUACCUGAAAUGGAAAGAUCAAACAUUAUUCUCAGUCUAUCUGAAGAAAAGCCUGACAAUGCUCAUUAUGAAAUGAAGACAUUAUCUACAGAACUUGCAAUUUCUAAACCACAUAUAAAGAUGGGCCUUGUAGACCAUGGUUCGGCUGAAGAGUCAGCUAUAGAAGAUUCUGUAGUUGAUACUUUAGUUACAGAAGAUGCAGACAUACCCGAAGCCAAAGAUAAAGAGAGUGAGACUAAGAUAAAGAAACACAAAAUAUCAUUUCCAAAAUUUGGAUUUUCCAAAGCUGAGACUAAGCACUUCGAUGUUGAUACCAGUGUCAAAACAGAAAGAAAACAUAUGCCAGAAACUGAGACCAAAGACACUGAGGAGGCAGUUCCUGCUCCAGAGCUUGAAGUCCAGUUGAAAAAUAAAGGUACUACUGGUUCUCCAUCCAAAUUCAAGCUUCCGACAAUUUCGCUCCCAAAAUUUGACAUUUCAAUUUCAAAGACAGAGGAAGAAUCCCAUGGCAAGGCUGAUGAUGUAGAAAAGUCAGAGAGAAAAGCAACAUCACAACAAAAAGAUUUAGAGAUAUCUAGAGAUACAGAAACUCAAGAUACAGAACCAUCAAAAUUACAUUUUGAAGGCCUACCAGGGGAUGCUGAAAUAAAGGAUAAAGAAACUGAUCAUCAAAGUCAUGGGAGUCGGUUUAUGACAACCAAAUUUGAAUUUUCAUUUCCAAAGCUAAAAAGACCAGAAAGUAAAAAGGGUGCUUCAAAAAUGGUUGACAAUGUAGAAAAACCUGAAGGUACACAUGACAUAGAAAUGGAAAGUCAACCUGUUGAUGGAAAAGCAGAUGUGAACUUGGAAUAUGAGCUUUCUAAACCAGACAUUGAAGCUCCAGAGGUCAAUGUUAUGAAAGAGGAUGUGUCUAUGACAACAGGUGAAGUAGAUGUGAAACAACAUGAGCCUGACAUAAAAACUCAUACAAAGACCAAACGAGGUUCACCAAUCAAGUUCAAAGUUCCCUCAUUCAAACUACCCAAAUUUGGAAGCUCAGCCUCAAAAGUAAAACCUGAAGUAACAGAUGUUACUGGAGAGGCACAUCUUUUAGAGGCUGAAGUUGUACUCACAUCAGUAGACAUUUCAGAUGGAAAAAUUGACCUUACUGUGUCCAAUCAAGACUUGGAUUUUGAGCAGCCAACUGUAGAUACUGGUGACAUUUCUUUACCAGAUACAAAAUCUGGAAAACCUGAGUUUGAAGAUGAAGUACCUCAAGAAUCUGAUUCAAUGGGAAAGAAGACCAAACAAACAGAUUUUUCACUUCCUAAAUUUCAAAAACCUGACAUCUCCACACCAGAAGGCAGCGUAGAUCCAGCAGAAACAAACAUAGACAUAAAAGUGUCACAGAUGGAGUCUGGCCAAAAAGACUCAAUUUUUGGCUCUCCAACAAAGUUUAAACUCCCUUCAAUCAGCUUCCCAAAAUUUGGAGGAAAAUCACAAAAAGUAGCAGUAGAUACUAAAGCAGCAGAAUCAGAAAUAGAGGCCACCAACACAAAAAUUGAUAGUUCUCAACUAGAGGCAGACUUUGAAGUACAUCCAUCCAAUAUUGAAAUUGAAGACACUAAGGGGAGUGCAGACGUACCUGUGGUUGACUCCAAAGGCUUAGAAGUAAAAAAGAAGAGAUCAGGCUUUUCAUUUCCCAAAUUUGGGUUUUCUAAACCAGAAUUAACACCUCCAGAACUUGACGUCAGCGUACAAAAGACUGAUAUAUCCAUACCUGAAAGCAUUGUGCAUGUAACAGAUCAAACAGCAGAAAUUACACUUCCAAUGGUAGGAAUGGAAGCCGAACAGAAAGAUCUUACAAUUGUUGGUUACCCCCCAAAAAUUGAAAUGCCUUCAGUUAACCUCCCAACAUUUGAAGUCAAAACUUCCAAAGAUACAGUUCAUUUAUCAUCAGAAAUUAAUGUUCCUGAACCAGAAAUUAAAGUGUCAGCACAAAUACCAACAACUGACCCAGCAAUAAGAGAAAAGGAGGUUGAUAUGUUUGCCACAGGAGGUAAGGUAGUAAUACCCUCAGCUGAUACUGACAUUCAAUAUAUAUCCAUUGAGGGUAAAGCAGACAUACCUGUAGCCGACUCAAAAGACCUGGAUGUGAAACUGAAAAAACCAAGCUUUUCACUUCCAAAAUUGGGAUUUUCAAAGCCAGAUAUUAAAGAGCAAGAAGCUGAUGUUAGUCAACCAAGGAUUGACGUGUCUAUGGUUGAAGGCAACAUACCUGUUGUAACUGAAAUAAGUUUUCCAGAAACAGGAGAGAUGGAAACCAUUGACACUAAAACAAAUGUGGACAUCAAGAUACCCUCUGUUAAUGUGGACAUUAAAACCAGAGGGGUUGACAUUGAUGAGUCGGAGAUCAAGUUUAAGCUGCCAAAAUUUGGAAUUGGCAUGCAAAAAGUAAAGGAGUCAGAGACGAAAUAUAAAGAAACAGAGACUGGCCCACUAUUGGAAAAUGAGGUACAAGAGCCUGAAGGUGCAAUUCAAGAUGAAACUAUUAAAAGAGAAGCAGACAAUGUUGAAAUGGAAUCUAAAGGGAUAAAGGUUAAACUUCCCAAAAUUGGAUUUUCAAAACAAGAGCUUAAGUCUCCUGAAGUAGACAUUAGUCUUCCCAAAGUUGACAUAGACAUAUCAAUGGGAAUUGCUGAUUCACAACAAUCUGCAGAUAUUGCAUCUCCAGAAAAAGAAACUGAUUUGAAGGAUGAUGCAGUGAUUGGCUCUCCUUCCAAAUUUAAACUUCCAACUUUCAAUUUCCCAAAAUUUGGAAUCAAAUCUUCAAAAAGCACAGUAAAGAGUCCAACAGUAAAUGUAGACGCAGGGCCUGAAGUUAGCCUUCCUGAAGAAAACAUUACAAUAUCAUCAGAAGUACCAACCGUUGAUAUCAAAGAGCCAAAAGUAGAAGUUGAGGAUAUAUCCACUGAGAUAAACAUUAAGGGUAAAAACAUUGAUAAGGAGCAAAAAGAGGGAAAAUUUAAGCUUCCAAAAUUUGGCAUCGGUCUCCCAAAAAUUAAAGGUCCAGAAAGUAAAACCCUCACUGAUUCAGAAGAGAAAGGGGAUUUAUCAGCAGACAUUAAAGAGCCAAUGCUAUCCAGUGAAACAGUGGAAGUGGAUAAAGAGGCUAAAAGUACUGAACUUGACAUAGAAGAAAGUCAAUUAAAACUUCCAAAAUUAAAAAGUCCAGAAAUUGACAUAAAUAUUCCCAAGGUAGAGGUUUCUCACACAGACACUAAAAAAGCUACGCCCUUAAAUGCAGAAGAUCUUGUGGUUGAAGAACCAGCAGGUUUGAGUUCUAAGGAAGUAACUGUAAAAAUAAAAAAGCCAAGCUUUGCAUUUCCAAAAAUUGGAUUUUCAAAAUCAGAUGGCAAGGCCCAAGACAUCCAGGUAAGUGAAUUAACGGCAGAUAUAUCCUUUCCAGAGGGCUCUGUAAAAAUAGAAGAUAGUGAUAAAGAUAUUAAGUCACCAGAAGGUGAAACUGAAAUAACAAGUCCACAAUUUGGCUCUCCAACUAAAUUCAAACUCCCCACAAUAAAAUUACCCAAAUUUGGGCUUUCCGCUUCCACAAAGGUUUCCAAAGGUGAAGUUAAAGGUGAGGAGGUAGAGACACAGAAGAUGGAUCCUUUAGAUGACAAAACUGGAGCAACUGAUACAACCUCUGUUGAUACCAAUAUAAAAGCAAAUUUAGAUAACCAAGAUGGACAAGAUAUCAAAUUUAAACUUCCCAAAUUUGAGAUUUCAUUACCCAAAGUAAAAGGCCCUGAGGUAGGAGUUGCUACAAAAGAGUUAAAGACAGAAGCACCUGAAGUUGGGAUCAGUGAAUCAGACACAAGUGCCCCAAAAGCAGACACAGAUAUACAACAGGGAAGUGCCAGCAUUCAAAAAACAGAGGCAGAGGCAGAGUUGAAAGAUGAUAAAGCUGUUACAGGUUCUCCAAGCAAAUUCAAAUUACCUUCUUUUAAAAUGCCCAAAUUUGGAAUUUCAACUCAAAAAUCAUCUGAUGUAAAAACAGAUGUGACAGAGGCAGACGAACCAAAUAUUAAAACUGACCUAAAUGUUGACAACAAACCUAUAGUUUAUAAAGAUAUACACAUAGAGGGCGAAAUUAAAGAAACUACUGAACAGGGUCAAGAGGUUGCUGUUAAAAAAAAGGAUGGCGAUAAAGGCUCACCGAGUAAAUUCAAACUGCCUAGCAUUAAAAUGCCAAAGAUGAACUUUUCGAGAACAAAAUCUCAGGAUGAAGAUGACACAACAAUAAAGGCCAGUGCUCCAGAAAUAAAAAUAGAACUCAAAGAUGAUUUACAAGGGCCUGAAAAAUCACCUACAUUUACAAGGCCUGCCCAUGGGGAUGGCUUUGAAGUUGAGUUUAAUGUUCCAACACUAGAGGAAAUAGAAACACAUAAGGACAAACUGUCAGAAAAGAAAGAUUCUGAGCCUGAAACCAAAGUUGAGGAAUCAAUAGAACAUAAAGACAAAUCAAAGUUUAAGUUCAAAUUUCCAAAAUUAGGAUUUAGCCAUUCCUUAGAUGAAAGUGAUAAAUUAGACGACACUAAGGUAGAAGAGAGCACAAAGCAUGAUGAGGCUCCAGUAGAUCAAAAAGUAGAAGAUAAUAAAGAACAAUCAAAAACUAAGAAGGGUGGCUGGUUCAAAUUUUCCUCUCCAACCAAAACUGCAAAAGUCAAUAAGAAUGAAACUGUUCAGACACCUGAAGAGGCAGAGAAAAGACCAAUAAAUGAAGAUGUUGAGAAAGAAACUAACAAGGUACCUGAGGAACCUGAAAAGAGCCCAAUGAGUGAGAUUGUGGAGGAGAAUAUUAGCCCAACAUUGUCCAUAAGGUCAUCUGAAGCUUUUGCUGAUAUAAGUUCCGCAUUAAACACUCAGUCUUCCCCUACAAAAGUUAAAGUCAAAUAUGCCGAACCUGCUGCCGCAGUUGGGGUCAACGAUACACAUGUUCAAAGCGAUGUUGUGACUUCCACAGCCAGAUGUGAACUAAUAUCAAUGGAGCCUCACCAGCCAGAGAAAGUAAAUAUCCCAUUCUCGUCCGAUAUGUCCUCAACCUCAGUGGACACUCUUAAACAGAUGUCAGGGGAAAUUCAUGUCAUCACUUCGAAUAUACAAGCUAUACCAGAAACACAGCAAGCGGCAAUCCUUACUAGUUUAGAUGCCCAAGGAAUUCACACCUCGCCUUUAGAAGUUACACUAACAUCGGACUCGGUGUUGACAGUGGAGGAAACCAGGGUGCAAAGUACAAAGCACACUUUGGUAGAAAAGCAUGUUGUGAAAGAGACGUCAAGUGAUGACAAAGCGACCAUAAUUGUGACACGUACAACAGAUGUAUUUGAGGGAGACUCUGCAGAACCUAUUUCUGAUGAGACAGCUUCUUCAAUUCGUAGGCUGAGAGACACAGUGCACAUUGAAAAAAUGAGGUUCUUUGAUAGUGUAGCGACAACUGAAGAAGUUCAAGUAACAAGCUCUGAAAUAUCUUUAAGACAUAUGGAUUCAUCUACUGAGGAGAAUGGGGAGAAGUGAACAUAAGAUUUGGCUGAGAUGUAAAUCAAAUUAGGUGAAUGUAUGCUUUUGAAUGUAUUUGAAUGCAGUUUCUUCUCUAUAAUCAUAUUAGCCGGCUGAAUUGAAAUGCUAUCAAGCAAAAGAGUUGGGGCGGCGCUGACACUUAUCUAUUAACAUACAGUAUCACAAAGUAUUGUUUAGCUUAUAGAUUUUAAGCAUAUGAGAGAUUUCAAAAAUAUAUCAAUUCAAAGAAUAUAUAUAUAUGUACUGGAUAACCUGGAAAAUUAUCAUUUAAUUUGUGGGUUGUUAGUGUGCUGUGUUGUAAAACUUUUAUCUUGGGAAUAUUGUUUACAGUGCAAACAGUGCAAAAGUUAUAUCCAAGCAAACACUAUUUAAACAGAUAUAUUCACAAAUAAAGUUAAUUAUAUAGCAGAUGUGGCUUUUAAAGACAGAAAUUUACUGGCAUUUAUUUCUCUGAGGUUAAAAAAUGUGCAUAUCAAAUCUGUCUCUGCAGCUUUGAAAAAAAUAAAACGAAUUAUGUAAAUAUAUUUUAUUUAGUUGAAAGUCUCUCUGCAUAUUUUAAAAUACAAAUCCUUUUCGUAAUAAGCACUGAUUUUUGCUAAGUGUAUUAAUGUUUUGCUAAGUGUAUUAAUGUUUUGCUAAUCAUAUUAAUGUAAGAGAAACACUUUAACUGGUCACUGCAAAAAGAAUAAAAAGUGAAAUGAU
This is a messenger RNA of Misgurnus anguillicaudatus (oriental weatherfish), 11143 nucleotides long. RefSeq lists its product as uncharacterized. Gene Ontology annotation, biological process: peripheral nervous system myelin maintenance; regulation of RNA splicing. The record is from RefSeq and is a predicted model, not a curated record. Gene Ontology annotation, molecular function: protein binding. Lineage: Eukaryota; Metazoa; Chordata; Actinopteri; Cypriniformes; Cobitidae. Gene Ontology annotation, cellular component: nucleus; cytoplasm.